Molecule: messenger RNA, 1195 nt
Organism: Talpa occidentalis (Iberian mole)
Lineage: Eukaryota; Metazoa; Chordata; Mammalia; Eulipotyphla; Talpidae
Gene: AWAT2
Product: acyl-CoA wax alcohol acyltransferase 2
Exons: 7
Coding region: 1-999 (332 amino acids)
Biological process (GO): lipid metabolic process
Cellular component (GO): endoplasmic reticulum membrane
Molecular function (GO): retinol O-fatty-acyltransferase activity
Source: RefSeq, a predicted model, not a curated record
AUGCUUUUGCCCUCUAAGAAGGACUUCAAGACCUUCCUGGAGGUCUUCACUAUUUUUCAAUGGGUCCUCAGUAUCUUCUCUAUUGCAGCUCUAGUGAUCAUCGUCAACCUCUACCUGGUGGUGUUCACAUCAUACUUGCCUGUCACUGUGCUCCUUCUCAACUGGCUGGCUUUUGACUGGAAGACCCCUGAGCAAGGCGGUCGUCGGCUUCCCUGUAUGAGGCGGUGGUGCCUGUGCAAACAGCUCAGCGACUACUUCCCUAUCAAGCUUUUGAAGACUCAUGACAUCUCUCCCAACCACAACUACAUCCUUGUCUGCCACCCUCAUGGGCUCAUGUCCCAUGGAUGCUUUAGCAACUUUUCCACAGAGUCCACAGGAUUUGCCAAGCUCUUUCCUGGCAUUACCCCUUAUGUGCUCACACUGGGAGCCUUUUUCUGGGUGCCUUUGCUGAGAGACUAUAUUCUGUCUGUAGGCAUCUGCUCCGUGAGCAAUUCCUCCAUCGACUUCCUGCUCACCCGCAGAGGCACAGGCAACAUGCUGGUGGUGGUGGCUGGUGGCCUUCAUGAGUGCAAGUACAGCCUCCCAGAGUCCACCACCCUGUUCUUGAAGAACCGGAAAGGCUUUAUACGGAAGGCCCUUCAGCAUGGGAUGUCUCUGAUCCCCACCUAUUCCUUUGGGGAGACAGACCUCUAUGAUCAGCACAUUUUCACUCCUGGGAGCUUCAACUGGUUCCAGAAGUGGUUCCAGAGUUGGACACACGUCUACCCUUGUGCUUUCUAUGGGCAUGGCUUCACUGAGAACUCCUGGGGCUUUCUGCCCUAUGCAAAGCCCGUCACCACCGUUGUCGGGAAGCCGCUAUCAAUGCCCAAGAUUGAGAACCCAAGCCAGGAGAUAGUGGCUAAAUACCACGCAGUGUAUAUUGAUGCCUUAUGCAAACUGUUCGACCAACAUAAGACCAAGUUUGGCAUCCCAGAGACCAAGGAACUUGUGAUACGUUGAAAGACAUCACUAGCCUCUCCGUCUGGCUGGAAAUUGUGGAACCAGUGAAACAAAAGUCACCUAUGGGGGCAUCCUGCUCUUGAUUUGGUCAAUCAUCAGUGUGGGGAGGGACUGUCCAUUUGGUUGUUUUCUGGACCCCACUUCCCUUUCAUCUCUCUCCUCCCAGCUCUUCUCUGCUUCUUCCCUGGGGUUAUGA